AUGACGGAACAAAAUAAAAAAUCUUUUUUGGUAGACUUUAUGAUGGGUGGUGUUUCAGCAGCAGUUUCUAAAACAGCAGCAGCACCAAUUGAACGUGUAAAGCUUCUUAUUCAGAAUCAAGAUGAGAUGAUCAAAGCAGGCCGUCUUCAAACACCUUAUAAAGGAAUUGGCGAGUGUUUUACCAGAACAGUUAAAAAUGAAGGAGUUAUAUCACUUUGGCGUGGUAAUACAGCCAAUGUCAUUAGAUAUUUUCCAACACAAGCAUUAAAUUUUGCUUUUAAAGAUAAAUUCAAGAAAAUGUUCAAUUAUAAAAAGGACAAAGACGGUUAUGCUAAAGUUUUCCUUGGUAACAUUGCAUCUGGCGGUGCUGCUGGUGCUGCAUCUUUGACUUUUGUCUACUCACUUGAUUAUGCUCGUACUCGUCUUGCCAACGAUGCAAAAGCUGCCAAAAAAGGUGGUGAACGUCAAUUCAAUGGCCUGGUUGAUGUUUAUCGUAAAACCAUUAAAUCCGAUGGUAUUAUUGGUCUUUAUAGAGGAUUCAAUAUUUCAUGUGUUGGUCUUUACUUUGGUAUGUACGAUUCUCUGAAACCUAUUGUUUUAACCGGGGCAGUCAAAGACAGUCUUUUGGGAUCCGAUCAUCCUUCUAUGACUAGAUUCUUACUUGGAUGGUGUGUAACUAUUGGAGCAGGUCUUGCAAGUUAUCCUAUAGAUACUAUAAGACGUAGAAUGAUGAUGACAUCUGGUGAAGCUGUUAAAUAUAAGUCUUCAUUACACGCGUGUAAAGAAAUUAUUGCCAAAGAGGGUACAAAAUCUUUGUUCAAAGGUGCUGGUGCUAAUAUUCUUCGUGCUAUUGCUGGCGCUGGUGUGUUGGCUGGUUAUGAUAAACUUCAAGUCAUUUUCUUGGGUAAAAAAUAUUAA
Messenger RNA from Entrophospora candida, 918 nucleotides. The record is from the annotation of a GenBank genome assembly. Lineage: Eukaryota; Fungi; Glomeromycota; Glomeromycetes; Entrophosporales; Entrophosporaceae.